Molecule: messenger RNA, 687 nt
Organism: Pochonia chlamydosporia 170
Lineage: Eukaryota; Fungi; Ascomycota; Sordariomycetes; Hypocreales; Clavicipitaceae
Product: phospholipase/carboxylesterase superfamily protein
Exons: 1
Coding region: 1-687 (228 amino acids)
Biological process (GO): protein depalmitoylation
Cellular component (GO): cytoplasm
Molecular function (GO): palmitoyl-(protein) hydrolase activity; carboxylic ester hydrolase activity
Source: RefSeq, a predicted model, not a curated record
AUGCCCCCCCGAAUACCAACCCAAGCAGACUUCACCCCCCUCCAAUCCACCCUCCCCCUAACCACGCACUUCCCCUCCCCGCCAGAAUCAACAACCGCCAUCCUCAUCCUCCUCCACGGCCUAGGCGACUCCGAGAUCCCCUUCGCCUCCUUCGCCCGCAACCUCAACCUCCCCGGCGUACUGGCCAUUUCCGUCCGCGGCACAUCCCCCCUCCCUCCAUCCCUAAUCGACGAUUCGGCAACAGGCCCACACUCCCACUGGGGCGAUGACCUAACGCUCGACUCUAACACGGGGGAGUUGGAUCCCGAUCCUGGCUUCAGGAGAGCUUCUGAGCGGCUGAUGAAUGAGUUGAUACGGGGUGUCAUCAUCGACAAAUGCGGCUGGGAGAUGAGUGAUGUAUUGGUAUUUGGAUUCGGGCAGGGCGGCUCACUGGCGCUAGGGAUGGGAAUGCAGCACACGCUAAAGGGGGUUGUUACGAUUGGGGGUGGUGUGCCGCGGAGUAUGGCAGGUGGGAAGAGUGAUACGUUUGUGCUGGCUUGCCAGGUCGAUGGGAUGGAGGAGGAUCUGAGGCGUUGGUUUACGAAUGUCCAGAUUGUGAAGUGGGCGGGGGGAGUGAGGAUGCCAAGAGAUAGGGAGGAAGUGUUUCCGUUGAUGAAGUUUUUCGCGGAUAGGCUUAGGAGUUUUUAG